Molecule: messenger RNA, 932 nt
Organism: Alnus glutinosa
Lineage: Eukaryota; Viridiplantae; Streptophyta; Magnoliopsida; Fagales; Betulaceae
Exons: 1
Coding region: 87-677 (196 amino acids)
Source: RefSeq, a predicted model, not a curated record
CCAUCGUCAAGACAGCCCUUCGCUCUCUCAGUCUCUGACACACACACACACAAACACAAACACUGCUCGGCGAAACAGUCGGAGCGAUGAGCAAGCCACAUGGCCAUCGGCCACCCUCCGGCCGGACCAACCUGGCCUCGUGCAUAGUGGCCACCAUCUUCCUCAUCUUCGUAGUCAUCAUCAUCCUCAUCGUCUACUUCACCGUCUUCAAGCCCCACGACCCCAAGAUCUCCGUCAACGCCGUCCAGCUCCCGUCGUUCUCCAUAGCCAACGGCACCGCCACCUUCACCUUCUCACAGUACGCCGCCAUCCGAAACCCCAACCGCGCCGUCUUCUCCCACUACGACAGCACCCUCCAGCUCGUCUACUCCGGCUCCCAAGUCGGCUUCAUGUUCAUCCCCGCCGGCAAGAUCGACCCCGGUCAGACCCAGUACAUGGCCGCCACCUUCUCCGUCCAGUCCUUCCCCUUGACGGCCCCGGAAACCGUCGGAGCCAUGGGGCCCCAGCUCGCCACCGGUGGGUUCCGCAUCAGCCCGACGAUGGAGAUCGAGUCGAGGAUGGAGCUGGUGGGUCGCGUUCGGGUCCUGCACUUCUUCACCCACCACGUGCAGUCUCGGGCCGGGUGUAAGGUUGUCAUAGCGGUGAGUGAUGGCUCUGUGUUAGGAUUCCACUGCUAAUUCUUUUUCUUUUUCUUUUUUGGGUAAUUGUAGUUAGUUUUUUAAAUUUUUAAUUUUUUUCUUUAUCUUUUGUAGAGAGGGUUUUGGGGAAUUUAAUUUUGUGUGACCCAAUUGGUUGGAAAAAGUGUAAAAAAAGAAGAAAUUAAUUUUCUGAUUAGAACUUGCAUUUGGGCAUUUGAGCUUUGUAGUAGUGGGUUCAAAAUUAUGAACUUGCUGUAAUUAUUAGUGAGAUGUUUUUGUCAAGUUUGUGGAUAA